Messenger RNA from Candidozyma duobushaemuli, 1725 nucleotides. It is a transcript of the gene ABP1, whose product is annotated as Abp1p. Bases 1 to 1725 code for a protein of 574 amino acids. Lineage: Eukaryota; Fungi; Ascomycota; Pichiomycetes; Serinales; Metschnikowiaceae. Gene Ontology annotation, cellular component: actin filament; cortical actin cytoskeleton; site of polarized growth. Gene Ontology annotation, biological process: regulation of actin filament polymerization. The record is from RefSeq and is a predicted model, not a curated record. Gene Ontology annotation, molecular function: actin filament binding. The transcript has a single exon.
AUGGAAAGAAUUGAUAUUUCAACGAACUCUAGCUCUAUAAAGCAAGCCUAUGAGAAAGUCGUUCGUGGUGACGGUGGUGCCACAUACAGCGUCUUCUCUGUGGACAAAAAUGGCACGCUUGAAGUAUCGAAUGUGAGCACAGGUCCGUUGGAGGACUUUGUUGAGGAAUUUUCGGACGGAAUUGUACAAUUUGGUUUGGCUAAAGUAACAGUUCCUGGCUCCGAUGUUAGCAAAAAUUUGUUACUUGGCUGGUGUCCCGACAACGCCCCCGCUAAGUCCAGAUUGUCUUACGCCGCAAACUUUGCUGAUGUUUCUAAGGUAUUGAGUGGAUACCACGUUCAAAUAACGGCACGCGACCAUGAUGACUUGGAUGUGGAGGAGUUUGUCAGCAGAGUGGCGGCAGCAGCUGGUGCUAGGUAUACUGCCCAUUCAGCCCCUUCGUCAGGAUCUGGCAAGUCUACUACAUCAAAAGCAGCAGGAGAAUCAGUUCCAGGCAGCAAGAUCAGCUCGAGGCCAGUAAAUCCCAAACCAGUCGCAAAGCCUACAUUUCCGAGCCCUUCGAAGCCCUCAUCCAAACAGCUCUCCAAAAGCACUGUGGACGAGGACGAUGGAUGGGCCGGAGAACAAGAACUUGAAGAACGCGAUUUGGAAAAGCAGCCUUUAGAAGAUGUCCCCUCGGCGUACAAGCCUACAAAGGUGAACAUUGCAGAAUUGAGAAAACAGAAGUCUGAUACUGUGUCAUCAAAGAAGUCAGAAUUAAGUUCUGAAAUUGUGAGUUCAUCCGAGAAACCAUCGGAUGGUAGACUCACAGCUUUACCCAAACCUAAGGUUGGUAGUUCUGUUGCCUCGCGUUAUACUGCUGCGACCAAAAAUGCUUCUGGUGCCACUUUCGGAGCAAAACCCCUUAACAAAUCGAAGCCAAACGAUAAGGUCGUAGGAGGAUUAUCGAGAGACUUCGGGUCAUCUGGUGGUAAAACUCCAGCUCAAUUGUGGGCUGAGAAAAAAGGAAUGUACAAAGAUGUGAAGGCUGAAGAGAACGAUUUACCUAAAACAGAGAACGAAAACUAUGCCAGUGAUGAUGCAGGUGCUGAGGGCGCUGAGGAAGUUGACGAAGUUGACGAAGAUGAAGGUAUCGAAAGUGACACCAAGCAGAGCAACGACCAUGAUUUGACUGGCCUGAAAGAUGAUGACGAUAAGAUUGAAUCGAGAAUUGAGAAGCUUGGAAUCUCUGAUGAAGCAAAGCCACAGGAUGGCCCUGUUGCAACGCCAAAUAAGCUGCAAACUUCGAGCUCUACAUCUGAAACCAAGAAUGCUAAUUCAGCUAAGGCAGACUAUGACUAUGACAAGGAUGAGGAUAAUGAGCUCGAAUUUGAAGAAGAUGACAUAAUCGUGGACAUUGAAUUUGUUGAUGAAGAGUGGUGGUCUGGGAAGAACAAGCGGACUGGGGAGCUGGGAUUAUUCCCUGCCUCCUAUGUAACCUUGUCUGAAGAUUCUGCUGGUGAAAAAGCUGAUGCAGUCCUGGAGGGUCAAACUGUCGUUGCAGAUGAAUCGAAAACUGCUGUAGCUGAGUUCGCCUACGAAAAGGAUGAGGAUAACGAAAUUGCCUUCGACGAGGGAGACUUGAUCGUUGAUAUCGAAUUCGUAGAUGAUAGCUGGUGGUCAGGCAAAAACUCCUCCACAGGGGAGAUUGGCUUGUUUCCUUCAAACUAUGUGAAAUUGAACUAG